This is a messenger RNA of Caenorhabditis sp. 36 PRJEB53466, 510 nucleotides long. NCBI's taxonomy places the organism in Eukaryota, Metazoa, Nematoda, Chromadorea, Rhabditida, Rhabditidae. The record is from the annotation of a GenBank genome assembly.
AUGCCCGAACUCAUCCAAGUGAACGGAGUGAAAUUGACUGCUCAAGAAAUUGAGGAGCUCAAGCUCAUUCAAAAAGUUCAGUUAGACUUGAUGAAACGGUGCAAACUCCCAAUGUUGGCGGUCCAACAAAGACGCGCCCCGCCGACGGCCGACGAGCAACUGGAGAUCGACGGACGGUCCGUGUUCGUCGGAAACCUCGACGCGCGGACCACAAUCGACGAGAUCGAGGAGAUGCUCGAGGGAUUCGCCCGUGUGAAACGCGUCACAAUUAGCCAGAGCGGACGGGGACGUGCCCACGCUUUCGUCGAACUCGGAUGCUUGGAAGACGUGCACAACGCGAUCAUUCUCAGCGGAAUGAUCAUUCGCGGACAGGCGAUCACUAUCUGUCCCAAGUGGUCGAAGGAGAAGCCGAUGGCGGAUGGUCCGAAGAAUCAGCGACGUCAGCCGUUGGGCAACUUUAAUAAUAAUAGAAACAACAUGAGAAUCGACCGACGAUUCGUCCCUUACUAA